CAGAAUCUAUUUUUCGUCACUGUUCUUUCUAUUCAUGCGUCUUUCAUGUCCCCAAGAAACGUUGGGAAAUAGGACCAGUUUGAUCCAUGCGUAAAAGUCCUUGUUGGGUGAUUUGUCCAGAGGACUGUCGGAUUCCGUCUUGCGCUCUAGAUGGAGGUUUCUUAUCCUUCAUGACAGUGGAUCUAGGUUGUUGUUUUUUUAGCUUUUAAAAGAAAUAAUUUAAUAAACUUAGCUGAAAAAGACUUGUGCUUUAUCUAGAAAGAUAAUUCCCAUUUUGCGCUGUUUUACAGUGGAUCUAUGUAAGAGAAAACGGGCACUUGUUUUCGUGGCUGCCGUGGACAUUUUGCUGUCUUUUGUAAGUAAAACUGUUUUAAUGGAAAUAUGAACAAAGGUGCAAGAGAAGCGGUUCUCCUGAACACCUUCCACCUGCUCCUGCUGCUGCUUUAUGCUCCGCCGGUGAGUCUCUCCGCGCAGCGCAGACAUCCAGCGCGCUACUUUGGCCACAUCGCUGAGAACUCCCCGGCUGGAUCGCCCGUUGAUGGGGUCUCAAUCCCGCUAGAAGCCGGAGUCUGCUCCGGUGCAAAUCUUGACGGCAGCCUGUACGGGAAUUAUCCCUCUGAUUUCCGGAUCGUUUACGACUCUGAGCGUCGGGACAGUUUGAUUCUGGUGUCCGCCAAACCGCUGGACCGAGAGUUUAUAGCGAUGUACGAGUUCACGGUGGAACUCCCGCCCAUGUGCCAGACGAGACCGGCGGUCGUCCAGGUUGAAGUGUCCGACAGGAAUGAUAACAUCCCCCAGUUCAUCAGCGGGAAUAAAACGGUGGAAGCGGAUGAGCUGGCGCCGCUUGGAACCGUCUUGGCUCGCUUUGACGCAAAAGACGGCGACGCGGAGAGAAAUGGACACACAACGUUUUACGCAUCACCACAGUCCCGUUUGCUUCACGUGGUGCCACAAACCGGCCAGGUGAGGCUCGUGGGGUCGCUCUUGGGGGUCAAGCAGCUCAACCUGCGGCUUUACGUGAAGGACGGCGGGGACGUGGCGCUGAUCGGUGACCCGGUGUUCCUUCGUGUCGACGUUCGCGGCUCCGGCAGAGCGCGGCGCAGACCCCGUUCUCUGUCCGAGGACCUGAGCUACACAGUGACCGUACCGGACCACAUCAGAGUGGGUGAUCUGGUGUUCACUGUGCCGGACCAGAGGUUCGACCAGCGGUGGUUCGAGGUGAUAUCCGAGGCCGACUCGCCCGUCCAGAUCGAAAGGGACUCGGGGCGCUUGUACCUUGCGCGCAGUCUGCGGGAGCCAGCGGAGGUGGUGGUGAAGAUCCAGAAUCUGCGAGGUGAUGAGUGGUAUUUGUGCAGGCUGACUCUGAGCAUGCCCAGUCAGGCUGACCUGCAGUGGGGGAUGUUUCCGUCGCCUUACCUGGGCGCCGUGGGUCCUGAUGCCACAUCUGGCUCCGUGGUCUACCGGCUGUCAGCCAGACAACGAGACGGCGCGCUGGGACAAGCUCAGUUCCUCCUACUAGACGGUGGUGAGGAGUGCUUUGAAGUGGACCGUCGCUCUGGGCUGGUUAGGACCACUGGACGACCUCUGACCCCAAGCAGGGAGUACCAUCUGCGGGUCCAGGCGGUGGACGGACGAGGCCAUAAAGGCCCCCCCGCCACUGUUUCCAUCCUUGCUGGAUACCGACCGCCACAAUUCACCAACUCCACCUACAGCCUGAACGUGCUGGAAAACACUCCUGUUGGCCAACCUGUUGCUGUGGUCCAGGCCGUCUCCUUCCAGAAGAAGAGUCUGUCCUACAUGUUACUGAUUAACCCCGGAAACCUGUUCAGCAUCAACCAGGAAAGCGGCGCUCUGAGCCUCACCAGAACGGUUGACUACGAGAGCGGUCACAACCUGCACACCCUGCAGGUCCGAGCCUCCGAAAGCGACACCGGCCUCAGCGGCGUUGCAGAGGUUGUUGUCCACAUAACGGAUGAGAAUGAUUGCACACCAGAGUUUCUUCACUCCAUCUACACCAGAGAUAACAUACCUGAGAGCGUCGCACCUGGAGCCUCACUACUGCAAGUUCUGGCUCGCGACUGUGAUUCCGGGGUGAACUCCGAGAUCUCCUACUUCAUCCCGAGUGGCGAUUUUGACAUCACAUCCGGGGGUGUGGUCAGCCCCGCCCGUCGCCUGGACUAUGAGCGGCCCAAUCACAUCUACGAGUUUGUAGUUGUCGCAGUGGACGCAGGGACGCCUCCUCGAACUGGGACAGCCUCUGUUCGCGUCCGUGUGGCUAACACCAACGAUGAGGUGCCAGUCUUCUCCCAAAGCAUCUAUAAGACCUUCCUCAGUGAGGACGCUGGUCCCGACACGCUGGUCGCCAUUGUUCACGCCAAUGACCCUGAUGGGGACGGCGUCUCUUACGCCAUCACAGGUGGCAACGAGGACAGCAACUUCCAGUUAGACAACCAAAAAGGCAUCAUCAAGCUGCGACGGAGCCCACCCCCCCGGCUCAGGGGCCCGCAGUACGUCCUCAACAUCACCGCCACAGAUGACAAUGCUUCCGGUGGCCCCUAUCCACUCAGCAGCGCCGCACAGGUCAUCGUUGGGAUCAAUGACAUCAACAACAACAAGCCUGUGUUUGAUGAGUGUCAGAACUACAAUGCAGCGGUUCUGGAGAACCAGCCGCCAGGGACGUUCGUGCUUCGCGUGGAGGCUCAUGACGCAGACAUGGGGGUCAACGGAGAGGUCAACUACGGCAUCAUGCACAGAGACGGAGUGUCGUCCGGGUUUGAUAUUGAUCCUCACACUGGUGUGAUCACCACAGCAGUGAGUUUUGACAGGGAGCGUCAGAGGGAAUUCACUCUUUCUGUGACGGCCACUGAUCAGGCUGAGGAGCCACUGAUUGGCAUCUGUCAGAUCACGGUGCUGAUCCUAGAUCAGAACGACAACGACCCCAAGUUUGAAAACAGCCGCUACCAGUACUUCCUAAGAGAGGACACUCCAGUUGGAACUAGUUUUUUACGGGCGGCGGCACACGACGACGAUCAGGGGAGCAACGCGGCCAUCACCUACUCACUGUCCAACCAGAAGCCAUCUUACCUGCACAUUAACCCCAACACAGGCUGGAUUUAUGUCAACCACCCAAUCUCACAGACGUCCCGGAUCAACCAGCAGAUUUUGGCCUCAGACGGAGGAAACCGCAGCAGCUCUGUGGAGCUGACCGUCAUCAUCACCAACGUCCACAACCAGCCGCCCCACUGGGAUCAGCCCGAAUACUGGGUCACCGUGCCGGAAAACACUGUCCGAGAUGCUAAGAUAGUGACCAUCAAGGCAACGUCUCCACUUGGCGAUCCCAGGGUGACCUACAAUCUGGAGGAAGGCCUGGUGCCAGAGACCAACAUGCCGGUGCGGUUUUACAUCAAACCAAACCGGGUGGACAGCUCGGCGUCGAUCCUGGUGGCCGAGAACCUCGACUACGAGAUGACACGCUUCUUCACGCUGAGAGUGCGUGUGCAAAACGUCGCCGCCGUGCCUCUUGCAUCCUUCUCCACUGUUUACGUCAAUGUGACAGAUGUCAACGACAACGUUCCUUUCUUCCUGUCAUCCACCUACGAGGCCACGGUGCCUGAAGGAGCACAGAUUGGCACAUCGGUCGCUCAGGUCUCAGCGACAGACCUCGACUCGGGUCUGCAUGGGAUGAUCCACUACACGAUCCUGAAGGAUGAGAGCGGAGACUCUCAGUACUUCAGCAUCGAUUCCCGCAGCGGCGUCGUAGUAACUCGUGCUUCUUUUGACCGUGAGCAGAAAGCUUCUUACCUGAUCGAGGUGCAGUCUCAGGAUGGUUCAGAGUCAGCCCGACCGGGCCAGCAAGGCCAGCCAAACACAGACACCGCCUACGUCAGGAUCUUUGUCACCGAUGUCAACGACAACGCUCCGGCGUUUGCCCAACCGAUGUACGAGGUCAGUGUGGAGGAAGACAAGGAGGUGGGCUACGUCCUCAUCACUGUCACAGCCAACGACGAGGAUGAAGGCGCCAACGCUAAGCUGCGCUACCAGAUCACUUCAGGAAACGCCAUGGGGACCUUCGACGUGGAGCCAGAGGUGGGCACCAUCUUUGUAGCUCAGCCGCUCGACUACGAGAUGGAGCAGCGCUACGAGCUGCGGCUGGUCGCUUCUGAUGGGAAAUGGGAGAACGAGACCCUGGUGGUGGUUCAGGUGGUCAACCGCAACGACGAGGCGCCGGUGUUCAGUCAGACAGAGUAUCACGCCUCUGUGAUGGAGGAGCUUACGCAGCUUCCUGUGUUCAUCCUGGAGGUGUCAGCAACAGAUCCCGAUCAGGAAGCGGACCAGACUGCCCUCCGCUACUCCCUCCAUGGCCAGGGUGCCGGUGGCGAGUUCACUAUCGACGAACACACUGGAAGGAUCUAUGCCCAGCGCAGCUUGGACCGGGAGGAGCGCCCCGCCUGGAGAUUUCUUGUCCUCGCCACAGACGAGGGUGGAAUGGGGCUUACAGGAUUCGCUGAUGUGCUGUUAGAAGUCCGAGACAUUAACGAUAACUCCCCCUUCUUUCCAUGCCCCGCCCUGGAGGUAGAUGGAUGUUUCAUUGGCCAAGUGCCUGAAAACUCACCCGCCGACACCUCCAUCAUGGAGAUGCGUGCCAUGGACCUUGACGACCCAAACGAAGGCAGGAACGCCAUGCUAACCUACAGCAUCAUCAAAAACAUUCGCAAUGAGAUCAACCUCAACUUGUUCUCCAUAAAUGCCACUACUGGGACUAUCUACACAGUUCUCCGCUCACUGGACCGGGAGACAGAAGACAAAUAUCUGGUUGUGGUGGAGGCCCGGGAUGGCGGUGGUUUGUCUGGGACGGGAACAGCCACUAUUAUGGUUUCAGACAUAAAUGAUCACCCACCUAUUUUUACUCAGAGGGCUUACUCCACUCAGAUGAAUGAGGAUCUGGAGGUGAACAGUGAGGUCCUCGUGGUUUCUGCCACUGAUGGAGACGAGGGUGAGAAUGCUGUUGUCACCUUCAGCAUCGUUGGCGGAGACGAGGAAAGGAAGUUCUUUGUUGAGACGGACAAAGUAAACCGACGUGGCGUGAUAAAGCUGAAGAAGAAGGUUGACUUUGAGAAACUCCAUGAGCGGACCUUUAAUCUCACGCUGAAGGCUGAAGAUGCUGACUUUUUCAGCCUGGCCUACUGUCUCGUCCAAGUGGAAGACUCCAACGACCACGCUCCAGUUUUUUUCCCACAGUUCUACGAGUCGGCUGCCAUGUCUGAAGACGUCCCAGUGGGAACGAUUGUCGCUCAGGUUACAGCAUCUGAUUUGGACUCUGGCCUAAACGGACGCUUCUCCUACAGUAUUUCGAAGGAGUCCGACCCUUACGGUCAGUUCCUGGUGGAUCAGUCUGGUUGGGUGGUAGUCGCUCAUUCUCUGGACAGAGAAAAAAUCUCCCAGCACAGGAUCAUGGUUCUUGCAACAGAUGCUGGUAUCCCACCGCUCACUGGGACCGCUAUCGUUAUGGUAACUGUUCUCGACAUUAACGACAAUGGGCCAGAGUUUGAGGCUGCCUAUAAGCCUGUUGUUUGGGAGAACACUGCUGCUCCGCAGGCGGUGCGAAUGAAUGAAACGUCCAUGCUUCUUCACGCCGUCGACCGAGACACGUCCACCAACGGUGGUCCAUUCUCCAUCCGACUCCUGCUUCUAACCUCUGAUGCCACAAACUUUAACCUGACAGACUUUCGGAAUGGCAGCGCAGCCAUCACUGCUCUUCGCAGCUUUGAUCGCGAGCGUCAAAAGGAGUACCGCCUUCCCAUUCUCAUGAUUGACAGCGGUUCUCCUCCAGUGAGCUCAACCAACACCUUGACCGUUGUCAUCGGUGAUAGAAAUGACCAUCCACACUUACCUGGACACACCCAUAUUGUUGUCUACAGUUUUGAAGGGAUUCUCCCAACAACAGCUCUUGGACAAAUUCAGUCCCCUGACCUCGAUGACUGGAGUGAGAAGGUGUACCGCUUCGAUGGCAAACCAACCAGGUUAUUCGGUCUGAAUCAGAGCUCAGGUCAGCUCAGCAUCAGGGAGGGAACUCCUCCAGGCACGUACCGCCUGCAGGUACGUGUGUCCGACAGCACAUGGCCUGAUGUCCUCUCCACCGCUCAGGUGGACGUCACAGAGCUGCACCAGGAGGCCCUGCAGCAAGCUGGCUCCGUUCGCCUCAACAAUCUUACAGUGGAGGGUUUUUUCCAGAGUAGCAGUGGAAGUCAGGGGAGUCGGUUUUCCCGUUUGGGGCGAAUGUUGGCUGAAAUCCUGCAGACGUUGCCAGAGAACGUCCAGAUAUUCUCUGUAGGCAAAGCCGACCAGCUGAGCUACACAGCGCUGGAUGUCUGGUUUGCUGCACACGGCUCACCGUACUACAAGGCGGAGAAGCUUCAUGGAUACGUGGCGGCAAACAAAGCCAAGCUGGAGGCCAUGUUGGGCGUGUCCAUCAGCCAGGUGGGCGUGGAUGACUGUCCGUACACAGACUGCAGUCAGUAUGGAGGCUGCAGCAGCGAGGUUUCAUUCAGCCAGGUCCCUGUGGCUCUGAGCUCCGGUAACGUCUCUCUGGUGUCGCUGUCGGCCUCGACGACCGCGCGCUGUGGCUGCCGAGGGCGAGAGGCGACCCACCUGACGUGCUCUGCCUAUCCCAUCAACCCCUGUCUCAACGGAGGCACCUGCCAGGAUGGCCCUCUGGGAUACCGAUGCAAAUGUCCCCCCAUGUUUGACGGGCCGGAGUGCCAGCAGAUUAAACACAGCUUCGGAGGUCAGGGUUACGCCUGGUUUCCUCCCAUCAAGCCUUGCUUCCAGAGCCACAUAUCCCUGGAGUUCCUCUCCGAGUCUGCCAACGGGCUGCUGCUCUACAACGGGCCGCUUGGCCUCGUCCAGCCUGGGGAGCCGGAGGACUUCAUCUCCGUCGAGUUAAGGAACGGAGUUCCAGUUCUGAGCAUAAACCACGGAUCAGGAACGCUGACCCUUCAGCUCCCACCCAAAGCUACGAUCAACGACCGGCGCUGGCAUCGCCUGGACAUAAUCAGCGAUGGGAAGCUUGUCCAGCUGAUCCUGGACCAGUGUGGUGGUGUUCCUGUGAAUGAGAUGGAAGGUGUUGGAGGGGAGACCCGAGAGAUCGAUGAGUCCGACUGCAGAGCUGCAGGAGAAACGCCCGGGACCCAGCGGUAUUUAAAUGUCUACCAGCCUCUUCAGUUGGGAGGAGUGAAGGAAAUGUCUCCCUACCGCCGUUACCGAAGUUUUACUGGAUGCAUCCGAAACCUGGUGGUGGACAGCCAGGUGUACGACCUGGCGAGUCCAGGUGAGAGCGUCAACAGUGUGCCAGGCUGCAAGCUAACAGACGGCGUGUGUGUGACGGCGGCCGGCCCUUCGUGUGGCGUUCACGCCUCCUGCCUCGCCGACUGGGGCUCCUUCAGCUGCGAGUGUCGUCCGGGAUACAACGGACACAAGUGUGAGAGAGCUGUCCAGGAGUUCUCCUUCGACUCGGACAGCAUGGUCCGUUUUCAGCUCAGAGGGGGGGGCAGCUCCCGACGCACCAACAUCCAGAUGCUCCUCCGAACCAGAGCCACCUCGGGGACCCUGCUCUCCGUGGCAUCCCGGGACUCCAACGAGUACAUCAUUCUGGAGAUCAGUGACGGUCACAUCUCAGUGCGUGCCAACCUGGGAGACGGCGCUCACUCUCUCCAGCUCCCCGGUCACAGAGUGGACGUCGGACUGUGGGUCCUGGUCAGCCUCGGUCGCCACGACAACAGGUUUACCCUGCGACUGGAGCAAGGAGGGGGGUCCCGGGAGGUUCAGGCGCAGCUGGGGAGCCGCAGGGAGAUUGUGGUUCAUCCGGCCAGCUUGAUGGUUGGCAACAGACCGAACGCUGGAGACAAGGCUGACUUCCAGGGCUGCCUGCGGGACGUCCGUUUUAACGGCCACAUCCUCCCUCUGGACGGCCAGAGCCGGGACCUGGUGACGCUGCUGGAGAGGCGGGGGGUCACCUCGGGUUGCUCCAGCGACGCAUGCAGAAGCCAGCCCUGCCGCAGCCCGCUGCGCUGCAUCGACCUGUGGAGAAAACACCAGUGCAAGUGUCCGGGCCCUCAGGUGACCGUCACCGAUGAGUCCGGUCUGCAGCGCUGCGUACCGUCACCCUGCGGCCCGUCCUCCUGCCGUAAUGGCGGCACAUGCCAUCCCCUGUCAGCUGACAGCUACCAGUGCCGCUGUCAGGAGGGAUUUAGGGGUCAACACUGUGAGCUGGGGCAGGUCAAAGGUCAGAAGAUGGCUGCUCUGAGCCCCAGCUCCAUCCUCGCCAUCAGCAUGUGCCUGCUUGUCUUUAUUGUGGUGUUGGUGGCGGUGACCGUUUGGAAUCAGAAAGGCAGCCGAAACAAGUUCAGGAAGCGAGGAGUUUACCACAUCCCUGCUGAACACCAGAGCUGGGAAGACAUCCGAGAAAACAUCCUGAACUACAACGAGGAAGGAGGAGGAGAGCAGGACCAGAAUGCAUAUGACAUCACGGAGCUGAAGCGUCCUCUGUGCUCCAGCUUGUCCCAGUCGUCCUCCUGCACCACCGCCCCGCUCAUCAAGUCCUCCCCUGGCUCCCAGGAGGAGGUGCAUCCGUCCGGCUCCUCCUGCAGCUCCGGCGCCCCCUACCUCAGCAUCCCGCACCACCACCACCAUCACCACCACCACCAUCAGCACGCAGCCGGCGCCGGCUACAGCAGCGACGCCACCUAUGCCAACUAUUCCUCGCACCCGGGCAGGGACACAGAGAUGGGUGACACGGGCAGCUGCGUCGACGCUCCACCCACGGCGCGCUCGCAUGUGGACUUCAAAAGCUACGUGGAGCGAAUCAUCUGGGAGGCGGACAACGACAGCGGUGCGUUUCCAGCCGACGCCUACCACGUCUGGUGCGUGGAGGGCUCCGGGUCCUCAGCAGGAAGCCUCAGCUCUCUAGGGUCGGCCGUUUCCUGCAGAAGAAUGGCUGCCAGGGACAAAAAGGAGGAGGAGGAGGAGGAUGAAGGGGGUUUUGUGUGUGACAGGCUGUCACUGUGGGGGCCAAAGUUUCAGGCUCUGAGUGAGAUGUACGACCGGCCACAGCUGGGCCUCACGUACAGGGACGCCAUAGCCUACAUACAGAGGAGCCACAGCCAUGACCCGCUGCCUCAGCACCACUAGGGGGAGCCACUCAACCACAACCACACAGUCCGACUUACAGGGUCUGGAAAUGCUGCAUUCACACAACCUCCGAAAACAAACAAGACAUUUUCAGGUUAUACUGACUAUUAUGGUCCUGUCAGGGAUAUUUACUCAGGGCAAUAUGGCUUCAAAGUAAAAUCAUUUUUUUCAUACAAUAUUUUCAGUUUAAAUUUUUUUCUCACUUUAUUUCUAAGAAAAAACAAUAAUAAUUUAAAAAGUGGCUUUUAUUUCAAUCAUCUCUUCUGAGUUGUACUACAGAGUAUUAGGACCAGCUUAAGAUGAUUUUUUUUGUUGAAUUAUGAGACUAUAGUUGUAAUAUUGGCAGAAAAAAACUAUUUUAGUAGACAUAACAUCUUACAUUUGCAAAAAAAAAAAAAAAAAGUAGAUUAUUUUAUUUUAGAUGAAUUGUUUUUAUUAAGUGAAACCGAUACAAAAAUAUAAUUUCACAAGAUGAUUAACAUUCCUUAUGACUUUAUUCUUGUAAUAAACUCAUUAAAAAAAUUGCGGCCUGGCCCUAAUAUUCUGUGUUGACCUGAGUUCAAAGUUCAGAUAGACAGAUGCUGUAAAACACUCUUGUCAGGCAAAAUGGCUGCUGUGGCGCACUGACAUCAAUAUGAACUAUGAAAAAUUAAGAAGUGUUGAAAAAAACC
Molecule: messenger RNA, 9857 nt
Organism: Gambusia affinis (western mosquitofish)
Lineage: Eukaryota; Metazoa; Chordata; Actinopteri; Cyprinodontiformes; Poeciliidae
Product: neural-cadherin
Exons: 34
Coding region: 382-9186 (2934 amino acids)
Biological process (GO): cell morphogenesis; adherens junction organization; calcium-dependent cell-cell adhesion
Cellular component (GO): catenin complex; plasma membrane; adherens junction
Molecular function (GO): cadherin binding; calcium ion binding
Source: RefSeq, a predicted model, not a curated record